Pocillopora damicornis (cauliflower coral) is the source of this 2108-nucleotide messenger RNA. RefSeq lists its product as uncharacterized. The record is from RefSeq and is a predicted model, not a curated record. Lineage: Eukaryota; Metazoa; Cnidaria; Anthozoa; Scleractinia; Pocilloporidae.
CAGCUGCAAAAUGAAGUUUGUCGACGAACCAAUAACAUACAAGUUGGAGGUCAAUAGUUGUGAUGACCCAGUCAGUGUAACAACUUCAAUAGAUGUACCUGAUCUACGUAUCUCUUGGUCUCAUACUUACACCAGUGACGAUACCGUAGAAGUCCCAGGAUUCACCGCGUCGGUACCCGGUUCUUUAUUGUCUGGCGGUGUGUACCUUCAAGUCUCUCUCACUCCGGACGGCGAAAGACUGCGUUUAACGGUAAAACUGUUGGCUGGAGGAAAGAUCUUCGGUAAAGAAGUUUAUCCUAUUAAAGCGACAGUGUUGGAGGGGGGUCUACCGAUUAAGACAGACGAAUGUGGUGUCUUCGAUUGGUGGCACGAGCUGAGUGACGUCACUAAGACGUUAGUGAUCGGUGGCUGGGUAAUAAUCAUCAUCUUGAUGGUCUCAAGCUGUUGUUGUUGCUGUUGCUGUAAUUGCUGUAACUGUCGUUCAUCCGGUCAAAAUACCGUUGUGGUGCGACCUGCCCCUGCGGUGGCACCUGCUGUUAUGGCAACAACUUCAAUGACCACCAACGUUACUAUUCCAAUGCAACCAAUGGUGCACAGAUUUUGAGUCGAUUAUUCAACGUGUUUAAAUGUUUGUUUUAUCAAAGUAAUGGCCAGACGGCUGGCACAGCGAUUUGAUUAGUGUCUACAUUAGAUGAAUAAGAGAUUCUGCGGCUUUUAGCACAAAAGAUAACAACUUAAAUAAGCGGAAACACCUGAACUUCUCGUCGCAAUUUAGUUUUCUGCUGUCCGAGUCGAGGUAGCCUAGUACCCAGUCUUCACCUGCACGUGAUUAUUAACCGCAACUGCUGAGCUAGAAAAACCCUAUGUUCUUUUGAAACCUGAAAAGUGAUUUAAGCAAAGUAAAAUACUUUUUUUGUUUUUAUGAAAAUUUCUCGUCUAUUGUUUCCGUUUCUGGGUUAGUCACCAGUCUUUCACUUCAAGCUCAAUGUUCACUUCUCAAGGUGCGAGAGCAUUUUUUCAGAAUUGGGGUACCUCGUCAAUUAUGCUAAAUUCAUCGAUGGCAGAAAAUAUGGCUGUCACACACGUUGUUACGCAAACUUGAUCUGUGAUUACCCGAGUAGUCCACAUCAUUCUGUUAAAUAUUCCUAUAUAUAAGUUGCCAUUUUCAACGGUCCGCAUCGCUCGAUUCAUUCGUUCAGUCAAAGAGGAUUACAUUGAUCACAAUUUAUGGCAGAUAUUAUUGAGUUUUACAAAAGGAGCAACUGCCAAAGCAACCUCGUUCCCGGGGUCCUCUCGGAGGAAAGGAGAGAACCCUGGGAACGCAGUUGUUGCCAUAACACGAACAAUUCCCAGAGACUGGAACCCCGCUUCUAGAAACAACGUCCAAACCAACUGGUCUCACCAAAGCCCGUCUGACCAAAGCCUGAGUAACUGUCACGGCAAAUUGGACAAACACUUUACACCGAAGCUCUACGUUUGCUGAAUUCUUCAUGGUAUAAAAUGACUGUGCUUAGAAACGUUCUUGUCAACAUUUUUCUCGUUGCUCUUUUUAGCCAGCUCAUUUCCUCAACUGCAGGUAGGUGUUUGAUUUGUUGACCAAUCUUUAGCCGCUCAAAACUACGUCUGUUGUUUACGUCUUCGACUGGAAACAGUCGGUUCUUUAAUCUACCAGAAAACUAAAGAGCUUAUCUGUUUCCGAGUCGAGUCGCUAUUCUUUAACUGCAGUCGAAGAUAAGCUGCGAGUUUUAUACCAAUACCUUCUAAGCGAAAGUUAAUUUUCACUUUGAAUACUCCGCUGAGAUAGAUCUUCAAUCUUUCCGAAACAUAUUGUCAUGCUAAUAUAAUUGUCAGUAUUUUGUGAACAAAGCAGGCGAAUAAAAUAACAUUCACUUUCACCAAUUACUAUCACUAUUUCUGUAUUUUCGUCAAGUGGAAUAAUUUCAGUUUUCUGUAUGCUUUACCCGCAUUCUAAGAAUUACGAGACUUGACCUUCACCAGAUUCUCGGAAUCCGGAUGCGGCAUAGAACUGAGAUAUGACCGCAUGCCACAUUAGAUCUUCGUCUCUAUAAGAGUAACAACAGCAGAAAUAAAAGUAUUUUUAAAGCGUU